Aspergillus tanneri is the source of this 1335-nucleotide messenger RNA. RefSeq names its product dolichyl-diphosphooligosaccharide-protein glycotransferase (gene WBP1). Gene Ontology annotation, cellular component: endoplasmic reticulum membrane; oligosaccharyltransferase complex. Bases 1 to 1335 code for a protein of 444 amino acids. NCBI's taxonomy places the organism in Eukaryota, Fungi, Ascomycota, Eurotiomycetes, Eurotiales, Aspergillaceae. The transcript is spliced from 5 exons. The record is from RefSeq and is a predicted model, not a curated record.
AUGCGGUGUUCUGGGAAUCGUCUAGCGGUGAUUCUGGAAGAUGCCGCAGACAAGGAGCUAUAUUCGACAUUCUGGAGCGAUCUAGAAGGGCGAGGCUAUAACCUCUUCUUUAAGUCCCCCAAGGACAAGGGGUUUUCCCUGUUUGAGUAUGGAGAGAAAGCAUACGACCACCUCCUGAUACUUCCUCCUCGGUCUAAAGGAUUUGGACCUUCGUUGACCCCCAAGAACAUCGUCGACUUUAUGAGCAAGGAGGGCAAUGUUCUCCUCGCCCUCUCCGGCAAGUCCACAACACCCAGCGCUAUCAGCUCCCUCCUUCUGGAGCUUGAUCUCCAUUUGUCCUCGGACCGUUCCUCAGUCGCCAUCGACCACUUCAAUUAUGAUACCAUUUUUGCCGCGGAUAAGCAUGACGUUCUACUUCUUCAGCGGCCGGGCCAGCUAAGACCUGAUACCAAGGCUUUCUUCGAUGGCGAAGGUGUCCUAGCAUUGCCGACGGCUUCUCCUCAUACUCUGGGUGAUUCCAGCUCACUAAUUGCGCCUAUCCUGCGCGCCCCGGCGACCACUUACAGCUACAACCCGAAAGACGACUCGCCCUCGGUAGAGGAUGUUGUGGCUACCGGCUCUCAACUGGCGCUCGUCUCUGCCAUGCAAGCUAGAAACUCUGCCCGCUUUACCCUGUUAGGAUCCGUGGAUAGUCUCCAAGACAAGUGGUUCUCUGCGAUUGUGAAGGCGCCGGGUGACAGAAAAGAAACCAAGACCGUCAACAGGGAGUUUGCCAAACAGCUCACCGCUUGGACUUUCAAGGAGACCGGGGUUCUCAAGGUUGGCAAAAUUGAGCACCACCUCGCCAAGGAUGGGGAUAUUGAUGCGGAUGAGCUCAACCCCAAGAUCUACCGUAUUAAGAAUGAUACAGUUUUCAGCAUCGAAAUUUCCGAGUACGACCACGACCGAUUCGUGCCAUUCGAAGUUCCUUCCAAUGACGCCCUACAGCUUGAAUUUACCAUGCUCUCUCCUUUCCACCGCCUUGAUCUCCAACCCUCUCGCCGAACUAAAAAUAGCACCGUGUAUAGCACCCGCUUUACUAUUCCCGACCAACAUGGAAUUUUCUCUUUCCGUGUGAACUACAAGCGUCCUUUCUUCACCAACAUUGAAGAAAAGCACGAAGUAACUGUCCGCCACUAUGCCCACGAUGAGUAUCCCCGCAGCUGGAGGAUCUCCGGAGGAUGGGUUUGGAUUGCUGGCCUGUGGUCUGUUAUCGGCGGAUUCUUGACCUUUGUGGUUGUGUGGCUCUACUCUGCUCCACCUUCGACUGCUGCGCAAGCGACUAAGACGCAGUAA